This is a messenger RNA of Aethina tumida (small hive beetle), 1115 nucleotides long. RefSeq names its product rhomboid-related protein 3-like. Gene Ontology annotation, cellular component: membrane. The coding region runs from base 17 to 1087 and encodes 356 amino acids. The record is from RefSeq and is a predicted model, not a curated record. The transcript has 5 exons. Lineage: Eukaryota; Metazoa; Arthropoda; Insecta; Coleoptera; Nitidulidae. Gene Ontology annotation, molecular function: serine-type endopeptidase activity; calcium ion binding.
CAACAAUUGAUUUAAAAUGUUUAGUAGCAAAAUUGACACAUACAAGCGAAUUUUCCAGAAAUUCGAUAGAAACAACGAUGGUCACCUAGACGUCAAUGAGCUGAAAAGUGCCAUCCGGAAUAACACCCUGGGUGAAAACAUUCCCGAGGAUGUAGUGACAAAAAUCAUGGACCUGGGGGACCAAGACGGUAACAACCUCCUCAGUUUCGAAGAGUUCCUGAACGUCGUCGAACAUCCCGAACUACAAACGUUCUUUUCCUCAUUGGUGAAGAGUUACAUGCACUUCAUCCUUCCUCCUCAAUGUUUACAUCAAAGAAGACGUGACGAGGAAAGUGAGUUAAAGGGUGGAGAUGAGGUGGACGGCUCCGGAGCCUACGAUGAACAGUAUUCCUGCAAGCCACCACGCUUGGGGAUGAUCAUCAUAACCGUCGUCGAAUUAAUCCUCUUCGCAGUGGACGCGAUCCGCCAACCGGGCUCGCAGGACUACGGAACCGGGGAUGUGGGCAUGGCCCUCUAUUUCAAUUACUAUCGGCGUCGCCAAGUCUGGCGAUAUUGCUCCUACAUGUUCGUGCAUAUAGGGUACAGUCACUUGUUGGGCAACUGUUUAUUACAGUGUUUGGUGGGACUGCCCUUGGAGAUGGUGCACGGCAGCGUGAGGGUGUUGUUGAUUUACGUCUGCGGCGUACUUGGCGGUAGUCUUUUUACCAGCAUCGCCGAUCCUGGUACUGGAUUGGCGGGAGCAAGCGGCGGCGGUUAUGCUGUCAUCACCGCCCACAUCGCCACAGUUGUUAUGAAUUGGUCCGAAAUGAAGCAUCCUUUAAUACCGUUAGGAGUAAUCGGUACUUACGUUACCUAUGACUUUGGUACUGCCCUUUGGUACAGAUACUCAAAGCAUGCUGAGGGUGAUGUUAUCGGAUACGAAAGUCAUCUUGCCGGCGCAUUUUAUGGAGUAUUUGUUGGAAUCAUCAUUUUGAAAAAUCUGAUUGUUAAGAAGCACGAAGAAGUUAUUUGGUGGGUUGCUGUUUUUAUUGUGGUCACAACAAUGUGUGGAAUGAUUAUUCAAAACGUAGUUUACUUAGUGAAUUAAUAAAUAAAAAACUCGAUUAUUAAAUAAA